Musa acuminata AAA Group (dessert banana) is the source of this 2107-nucleotide messenger RNA. Its product is annotated as probable LRR receptor-like serine/threonine-protein kinase At1g05700. The transcript is spliced from 5 exons. Lineage: Eukaryota; Viridiplantae; Streptophyta; Magnoliopsida; Zingiberales; Musaceae. The coding region runs from base 77 to 1225 and encodes 382 amino acids. The record is from RefSeq and is a predicted model, not a curated record.
UUGAGCUGCAGGGAAACGAUGAGAAACUUCAUCGUCCGAGUCUGCUUAGGUUGGUUGGCAGCAGCGAUUCUGGUGAAUGGUCAGCCAGUACGAAGUCGACGAAGGAUACAUCGACACGGGAAGAAACGUCCGAAUCGCUGACAGGUACUUCGAGGAUUCGACACAGGUACGUACGUGGUUCACCGUUCGAAGCUUUCCCGACGGAACUCGCAACUGCUACACCAUUCCCCGGUUGAAGGAAGGGGACAGGUAUCUCGUAAGGGCCUCCUUCGUUCACGGCAACUACGACGGCCAAGCCUUUGGGAACUCCGUCGCCCCACCACUGCUAUUCGAUCUCUAUGUCGGUGUCAACCUCUGGCGACGCAUAAACAUCACCAAGGCGUCCACACUUUACGAGGCCGAGAUUAUUACUCUCGCCCCGUCCGACUCCCUGUCGAUAUGCCUGGCCAACAUUGGUUCGGGAACGCCGUUCAUAUCUUUGCUGGAGUUGAGGCAUAUCGACAACCACCUGGCGUACCAGGACGCGAAUCAAUCCGCUGCACUACUCUUCUACAGUCGCUACAACUUGGGAUCCCUCACCAACGACACCGUCAGUUCUUUGGGAAUCAAGACCACUCGUGGUGAUGCUUAUGAGGUCCCAGGCAUGGUCAUGGGGACUGCAACUGUUGCUGCAGAUAAUUUUACAUUGCAUUAUUCCUUGGGCUAUGGCCUCAAUUCGAGUGUUCAAACAACAUUCUAUAUCUAUUUGCACUUUGCUGAUUUCAACUAUUUAAGUGGGAAUGGAAGUAGAAUUUUUCAGGUGAGAGCAGAUGGGGAACCCGAUAGUGAUAACAUCAGUCCUGCAUAUCUACUGGCAACUCAUGUCCAUUUCAUCCAUCGGCUGGCGUACCCAGGUUUAAAAGGUUAUUUUAAUCUGACAAGGGUGGUCGGUUCCACCCUUCCCCCCAUCCUCAAUGCUGCUGAGGUUUACAUUCCUAUUAAUCUUUCAGCUGUGGCAACAGAUCCAGCCGAUGUUGAUGCUAUAAUGGGGAUAAAGAAAUUAUAUCAGAUGAAGAUAUGGCAGGGUGAUCCUUGUGCUCCGCAGCAAUUCAUUUGGAGUGGAGUAAAUUGCACCUACUCAAGCUCUGGUACCCCAAGAGUCACCUCAUUAAACCUCUCUUAUCAUGGGUUGAAUGGUGCUAUACCAAAUACUUUUGCUAAUCUGAAGGCCCUUAACUAUUUGUAAGUUUCUAAAUUUAUCGUCGGAGGCUGCUGGCUAGCAACAUCAUGCAGAGAACUUGAGAACAAUUUGUAGAUCUAAUUUCUUAAUGAAAUUUCUUAUUAAAACAUAUCAAUAACUAAUGUAAUCCAUGUAUUUUGUCUCAGGGACUUGUCAGACAAUGAUUUAAUGGGCCCAAUACCGCCCUCUUUAGAAGAAUUGACAUCACUCAAUGUGCUGUAAGAACAGAUUUUUCUCUCUUACACGAUUCACCUGGUGCAUGCGUUUUCAACAUCGAAAACUUCAAUUUUGUCGUGCGCAUGCUUCAGGACUUCUCUCUCCACAUAUUAUAUGCUAAUGGUUGAGCAAUAUCAAACUUUUUGCAGAAUUUUGUCAAAUAACCGACUCAAUGGGCCUAUUCCAGCUUCUUUGUGUGAUGGACAAUCAAAAGGAUUGCUUGAGUUGAGGUUUGUGCUGUAGUCUAACAUCCCAAAUCUUCCCACAAUUCCUUCUACCUAAUACUAAUGUCUUAUGAACUUUAUGUUCUGCAAAGAGUGGACAACAAUCCCGAUAUAUGUCUCUGUCAUAGUACAUGUCAAAUUGGCAGCGAAGGAAGGAAGCUUGCUACAGUCAUCAUUGUGCUGAUCUCUGUCGUCCCAGCGCUGAUUAUACUGCUGCUCCUAUCAUUGCUUUUAUUCUUCUUGAGGAGAAAAAAAUCUACAACAAAAUUAUGUAAGUGGUUUUAAGCAAGUAAUAGCUUAUAAACAUACAAUUUUGUUGUAUAAUGUCCUUUUCUUCUUCAACGAAAGGCAAUGUUAGAAGUGAGAUAGAACUCUUACCUGUAUAAUAUCAGGACAUGUCUUCUCUGAUAUCAUAGAGAAAAGUAACUUCUUUUAUUGCUGAAAAGAA